AUGCCAGCAGCAACGGCAGCAUGCAAGGUAAAUGUCACCAACGAAGACACCGAGGAGCAGGUUUUGCAGAGAUCGACUAUUCCCCCACAAAGCCUCACCAAGGUUGUGAACGACAAGUUGAGGUCCAACCGAAUUUACCGACCUCGACCAAAAUCCAAGUCAGCCGACACCAUCAUCAAGCAAGAAGACUUUGUGCUCGAGAUACAAGACAAGAGCGGGCUAGCAGCUCCGUUGGAGUGGGCUGCAGUCUGCACAGAGGUGGAGAAGUCCAUCAAGGACACCGAAGUCUCCUUACUGUUCAUCGCGCUGGCUCUUGGCCCGGAGCUGUCUGGCUGUGUUGGGUCUGGAUCGCUAUGCCUAGCUGCUGCUGGCACCUACUGCAUCUCAACGAAAGGGUUCUUGCUGUUCCGGCCAAGAGAAGCUACACAAUGGACAUUUCAAUGUUCGCAGGGUAUUUGGAAACCAUUCGAUGACAAUCAGACUGGAGAAGGCAAGAAAUGCUUGCAAGUCAGACCUUCCUUGGAGGUCAUCAUUGCUAGUGCCGAGGCCGUUGAAGGAUUUCUCGGAUCUGAUGAUUUCAAUAGUGUGAGGAGCUUGGCCUCCGGCAAGGAGAGGUCACAGAAGAUCUCCAUCCCUUUCAUCUCGCGCUUCUUUGGCUUCAGCACCAUCAAGGUGGAUAUUGCCGCGGAAGGCAAGCUUUCAAAGGCUUUCUGUUUCUCGUCAUGUGUUCUCACUGAUGGUGAGUUGACAGACGCACUGAGACUACUUUGUCCUUAUUCUCUUCUUUGGUGUGUGACAAUGAAGUUCCAACAACCUGUUCAACAACCAGUUUUCGAACUUUCAAAAACCUCCAGGUUUCUCCUUGGAACUAAACAGCUUUGGCGCUCCCCUGAGGCCAAACAGCAAGCAGUUCUGGAUCAGGCACAUCGGUUGAAAGGGUUUUGA
This is a messenger RNA of Symbiodinium sp. CCMP2456, 945 nucleotides long. The record is from the annotation of a GenBank genome assembly. Lineage: Eukaryota; Dinophyceae; Suessiales; Symbiodiniaceae.